AUGGACUAAAAACUGAAACAAAAAUCAACAAAAGCAAAAGGCAACGUGAAAUUAUAAAAACUAUUAAAUGCCGACAGUGUUUCAAAUACAAAUAUAGAGCCAUAUUCGCUUACAAUUUGAAUAAAAGUACGAAAACCCUUCCCUGGGGCGGAAAGUGAUUGGAAAGAAGAAGUAGCAUCCACCCACAUACCUGGAGAGGCUUAAUCAUGGACAUCUCGAAGGCACCAAAUCCGCGAAAACUGGAGCUGUGUCGCAAAUAUUUCUUUGCUGGCUUUGCAUUUCUGCCCUUUGUGUGGGCCAUCAACGUUUGCUGGUUUUUCACAGAGGCCUUCUAUAAGCCACCAUUUUCGGAACAGAGCCAAAUAAAGAGAUAUGUUAUAUACUCUGCAGUGGGAACCUUGUUCUGGCUGAUAGUACUGACUGCUUGGAUAAUAAUCUUCCAGACAAACCGCACAGCUUGGGGUGCCACAGCGGACUAUAUGAGCUUCAUCAUACCCCUGGGCAGUGCAUAAACAUGACUAGAUUAAUUCGCUACUAACUUAUGAUAUUAAAAAAGACUUAUUCCCAUCAAAAAAA
Molecule: messenger RNA, 576 nt
Organism: Drosophila santomea
Lineage: Eukaryota; Metazoa; Arthropoda; Insecta; Diptera; Drosophilidae
Gene: pen-2
Product: gamma-secretase subunit pen-2
Exons: 3
Coding region: 207-512 (101 amino acids)
Biological process (GO): Notch receptor processing
Cellular component (GO): gamma-secretase complex
Source: RefSeq, a predicted model, not a curated record